AUGAGCCAUUUUGCAGCCGCUGCAAUCCCUCGCAUCACUUCUGACUUCGGCUCAAUCGACUAUAUAGGAUGGUAUGGAAGUGUAUACCUCCUGACGGAGAUGGCCCUUCAACCUCUAUUCGGCCGUGUGUACAAGUACUUCGAGCGAAAGGCAACAUACAUCAUCAGCCUCAUCAUCUUCGAAGCUGGCUCUGUCAUCUGCGCGAUAGCACCGAACUCGAUAGCGCUGAUACUGGGCCGUGCUGUGGCAGGGGCUGGUGCUGCGGGCAUUUUGAUGGGCAGUAUCACCAUCUUUGGACAAGCAAUCCCUUUGCGGCAACGAUCAUUGGGACUGUCCCUGCUGGAGGGUGUCACCUCUCUUGCCGGCAUGCUCGGGAGUACCCUGGGCGGCGUCAUCACUGACUCUUCAUUGACAUGGAGGUUCUGUUUCUGGAUCAACCUCCCCCUGGGAUUUGUCGCGGCUGUGAUGAUUUUAAUCGUGCUUGACCGACAGAAACCAGAACAAUCAUCGCGCCCUCUGCUGCAGAAGCUCCGUGAUCUCGAUAUCCAAGGAUCUCUUCUCUUAGCAUCCAGUCUGGUUUGUCUUUUCCUGGCGUUGGAAUGGGGUGGUGUGAACGAGCCCUGGUCGAGCCCGGCGGUCUGGGGCUGUCUACUCGGGUUUGUACUACUUGCCAUUGGCUUUUGUGGCUUUCAGUGGUACAGAAAAGACAACGCAGUGGUCCCGCUUCGGAUCUUCAAGCAGCGAACGGUGGCUCUGUGCUGCAUCUUCUCCCUUAUGUACGGCUUCGCCAUUUUCACCGACUUUUAUAUGCUGCCUAUCUGGUUUCAAGGAGUCAUGGGCACCUCUGCCGCUAUCUCAGGUGUCAACUGUCUUGCUUUUUCACUCUCCAGCGUGAUCUCUACUCUCUUCACUGGCUUUGUAACAACGACUCUGGGCUAUCCCGUCCCAUUCAUGUGGGCAGGUAGUGCUAUGUACGCUGUUGGCAGUGGGUUGUUGUACAUGCUGCAACCCACAGACACACCUGCUCAGUAUCUAGGAUACCAAAUCGUCGCGGGCAUCGGGAUGGGGCUAGCAGUCCAGAUUACUUUUGUCGCCGUGCAGAUUGUCAUGCCGGUAGACGACAUGCCGGUGGCAUGCGGUAUGGAAGUCUUCUUCAAACAGCUGGGCGGGACGAUAGGGAUCAACGUCGCUCAGAAUCUCUUUGUGGCAAAGCUGACGGACGGGCUCAAAACGGUGGCUCCCGAGCUUGCCUCACACGGUGCAAGUCUACGGUCUGGGAUCGCGGAUCUGGCCAGCAUAGCGAAGAGCCUUCCGCCAGAACAACGAGCAGCUUUCAAAGAUGUUGUCAAUGCGGCAGUCAUGAAGGCUUUCCUGCUCCCCAUGAUCGUUGCAGCAGUUGCCGCCCUGGCGAGCUGGAGCAUGGAAUGGCUUCAUAUCGAGGACGAUAGACCAAAGGCCUUGAAAUGA
Messenger RNA from Cryphonectria parasitica EP155, 1467 nucleotides. Its product is annotated as MFS general substrate transporter. The transcript has 3 exons. Gene Ontology annotation, biological process: transmembrane transport. Gene Ontology annotation, molecular function: transmembrane transporter activity. The coding region runs from base 1 to 1467 and encodes 488 amino acids. The record is from RefSeq and is a predicted model, not a curated record. NCBI's taxonomy places the organism in Eukaryota, Fungi, Ascomycota, Sordariomycetes, Diaporthales, Cryphonectriaceae.